AUAAUCAGGACAACUAUAUUCAGAAUGGAGUCAAUGUGGAGUCAUUUUUAGUUGGUGGCACUUUGAAACAGAAUGGUAUGGCGUUUGAAGGUGAUGGGCUACGGUUGGAAUCUGUUGAUAAAUAUGAUAGCUCUAUGUGGUGUUUGGAUGUCAUGCAAGAUACGCAUAAAGUAAUGAAGGGACAUAGUAAUGGAUCAAUCUCUCAUGAAGGUAACAUGUUUUUAGAGCAAAAGUUGGACGUAGUAACAACAAUGGUUCCAUUGUCGGUUGUUUCCUCGAUGCACAGGAAUAAUAUUAUAACCAUACAAGGAGAAAUAGUGCCUUCUGUGUCUAAUAUACAAAACAAUCCUUUUAAUGAUCUCACUAAAAGCACUGCCAAAUUUAAGUGUGACAUAUCUGACUGUAAUAAGGAGUUCUCGAAUAAACAAAAGUUUAAAAAGCACCAAAAUACUCAUAACAAAGGAGCAAGUAACAGAACACCUAGACAAACAAUAUUAGAAUGUCCAAUCAAGGCGCUUAAAUCUGGCAUAGAGGAGCCAUGUGGAAGGACAUUUGUAUUAAGAGAAGAACUUUUGAAACAUCUAAAUGAAGAACAUACUUUAGAAGAAGCUAAUCAUGUAUGCGUGCGCAGGUGCGCGGAGUGCGGGCGGCGGUUCUUCUGGGCGUCGGGUCUGCGCGCGCACGGGCGGGCGCACGGGCGCGCGGGGCGCGGCGUGCUGGCGUGCGCGUGGCCGGGCUGCGGCCGCGUGUUCCGCCAGCCCUGCCGACUGCGCGAGCAUACGCGCGCGCACACCGGCGACAAGCCCUACCCCUGCAACUAUCCGUUUUUAAUGAAAGGCGUGUCGCAGAAUUGCGGCUGGUCGUUCCGUACGGCGAGCAAAUUGGUGCGGCACGCGCGACGACAUACGGGCGAGCGGCGGCACUCGUGCGCCGCGUGCGGCCGCGCCUUCCUGCGCCGCGAGCACCUGCGCGAGCACCACGCGCGACAGCACGCACCGCGCGUGCGCCCGCCGCACGCCUGCACGCAUCACGGCUGCGAGCAGAGUUUCAACAAUAUGAGUUCUUUGUAUAUGCACAUGAAGAAGGUGCAUAAAAAAGAAGAAACUAGUACAGAGAAAACUUUAACGUCAGAUUCUACUACUCUCGUGGAGCCUAUUGUGGAGAAUACAUUCACCGUGAGUUUACUACAAGAGACGCCAGUGCAGUACAGUACUGUCGCCAAAAUAGAUAUUGCUGGGGACGUGCAUAUAGAUGGUGUGGUGGGCGUAGAAAUAGCAGCGGAAAGUCAGGAAGAGCCGGUAGAAACAGGGGCUGAAGCGGAAGCGGAAUCGGAGCCGGCAGCGGAGCUGGGAGCGGAGCAGCACGCGGCGCGCACGCACUGCGCGUGGCCUCUGCCGCCGCGCGCGCACCGCCCCGGCGCGUACGUGCUGGAGGAGGACGUUCAAGUGGAGCAAUCGGAAAGUUCGGAAAACAACAUAUACACAAUCAGAAGCGAUUUGUUUCUUCACGGGAAUGUGAUUACGAAUGAAGAUAGCGAGAGUAUGGGUGGUGGUGUGGUGUCCAACGGAACGACUGCCCUCAGCGACGACCUCGACCUACUGGACGCUCACCCCACUAUCGAUCUCAUGCAGGAGGAGUUGAUGUACACGGAUGCGGUAGACGAGUCUUCCUUCCGGGUGUUUCUUCUGAGCGGUGAGGACCUCGCGUAG
Molecule: messenger RNA, 1709 nt
Organism: Parnassius apollo (apollo)
Lineage: Eukaryota; Metazoa; Arthropoda; Insecta; Lepidoptera; Papilionidae
Source: the annotation of a GenBank genome assembly